AUGAACAGCCGUGACCUUCCAUGGCAAAGCAUGGCUAUCAGUGCGAUGGGACAUCUCCAACACGUCGUGACAGGACAAAUUGCGUCAGCAGCCACACCCCGGUCGUGGGGUAGCGAUAAAAUACCACCAGAUUUUUGGCGUGUGGACGACGCAGGAUGUGAGAUCUUCCAUUGGGAAGUUCGUCCACUCCGUGAGCUUAUGCAGCUUCAAUGUCCAGAUCGUGAGGCUGUGUUGAUGGCAAGCGAUCCUGCGAGCCCCGAAUAUCAAUAUGACCCCGAGGCAGAUGCGCCAAGUAGCAAGAUAUCACCCUCAGACGACGAGAUAGAGGAUCCCAAAUCAUCUCCAUCUGAGGCUCCUCUGAUGGAGUCGAUGGAGGUAGACGAGGAGUCGGUUGAAGGUCGUGUAUCACCCAGGACUAUCGAGGGUGCCUCGUCUUUUGCGAAGACACUCAUUCGAGGAUGGAAAGAUCUCGAUAGUCUCAUGGCUGGACUCAGUCGACCUAUCGACCAUUCUGGCGAUGAGGCUCCGCCACCCGAGGUGAACGAAGGUGCCAAUAAUGGUGAUGAAAUACUCUCGAACCCAUUUGAUGGCUCCAGCUCGGGCAUUAUCGAUUUCGGAUCGCUGAUGAACCGCCUGGAUGGCGACAUGAACGGUGACUGGAGUGAGAAUGAGAACAGUGGUACACUUCCUCUGGCGCAGGCGAUGACAGGAAGUUACGUGCCGAUGGACCAAGAACUGCUUGUUUUGAAGGGCACGACGCCUUACAAGACGUGGACAGGACUGGUGUAG
Molecule: messenger RNA, 789 nt
Organism: Desarmillaria tabescens
Lineage: Eukaryota; Fungi; Basidiomycota; Agaricomycetes; Agaricales; Physalacriaceae
Exons: 3
Coding region: 1-789 (262 amino acids)
Source: RefSeq, a predicted model, not a curated record